This is a messenger RNA of Anopheles cruzii, 1102 nucleotides long. RefSeq lists its product as uncharacterized. NCBI's taxonomy places the organism in Eukaryota, Metazoa, Arthropoda, Insecta, Diptera, Culicidae. The transcript is spliced from 2 exons. Gene Ontology annotation, molecular function: protein binding. Bases 144 to 557 code for a protein of 137 amino acids. The record is from RefSeq and is a predicted model, not a curated record.
ACCAGCGGUGCAGUAAUGUUUUGUGGCCGCUUACCACUCAAACAACGUGCCUCCACCUCGCCCCAGUGCAGAUGAUUGAUCGGUUGGUCCUGUGCGAACGAGAGACACAUUAGACACCGAAUACCGCCACCUCGAAAGACACGAUGGACACCACCGAGGAAGCGAACGUGCAGCGGAAUCUCCUAAGGCACAAUCUACAGCUGCAGCUGGACGAGUUUCAGAUGCUGUCGGCGAUAUUCUGCAACCCGGGCGAGCUACACAUGGACGAUUAUGGCUGCAUCGACAACCUGACGAGCUUCGUCGCGGGAGACGCCACGGUUCGGUUGCACACCAAGCUAGACUAUCGGUUCAACUUGCCACUGUUGGAACACGAAAAGGUACAGGUGCUGGUGGAACUGCCGCACCUGUACCCGUCCCUGGAGAUGCCACGGGUCGUGGUCCGGGCCGCCGUCAUACCGCGCGACCAGGAACGGGCACUGGUGGCACGCAUCGAACAGUUCAUCGACCAAGAGAUCGUGGAGCGAAGCGAACCAUACGUGUAUCAGAUCGUUUGCUAGAUUCAGGACAACUUUCUGCAGCUGCUCGAAUCGGUCAAGGAGUCUGCCGACAACGACUGCCCCCCAGCGGAUGCUGGUGAUCUAGCGGUGAAACGGGGCACCGCAGAAGCCGAUCCACCGGUAUUCGAAAGACUUUGGAUCUACUCACACCACCUCAAGAGUCGAAGCAAGCGGCAGACGAUCGUUAAAACGGCGCGCGAUCUCGCACUGACCGGCUUUUCGCGACCGGGCAAACCGGGCAUCAUCUGUGUCGAGGGACCGCAGCAGGAUACGCAAGAGUUUUGGCGCGCCAUCAAAUCGCUCCGAUGGCAAAAGAUACAGAUCAAGCUGAGUGAAACGUCCGCCGAUAGGGAAACCCGGUUCGCGGACGGUUUUCGUGAGGAACUGUUUUGCGAAGCGGAUGAUGACUCCGACGACGCAGAAGAUCACCGGAUGAGCAUGAGUUUGUUCAUGAAAUUUCUGGACAAACACGCCUGCGGUCACAUCAAGCAGGAUCUGUUCGGGUUUCAGAGUUCCGCACCGACGAAAUCUGCUAGCUAGUGGUG